CACCACCCCGGCACCCCUCAAUCCUGCCGCUGCCCGGGCUGCCGUGGAAAAGGCCUGGCAUGACCUCGCCGCCCAUAAGGAAAUGGUCUGGGCGCAGCGCUUCAACACCCUCCGCGACUUCGGAGGUACCGGCUUCAACAUGCGUCUCGAGGUCCGCUGCCUCGCCAUGCGACCCCUCUUUCCCAUCCCCCACGAUGCCUCCCCACCUCCUGACUUCGGCCGCCGGCGCCGUUGGUACGCCUCCCGCGAUAUCCGCCGGCGCCUGCUCUACCUCCAAUGCCUCUUCCACAGUUCCACCUUCGAUGACACCUACUUUAAGACGGCGGGCUACCGUACCCAUACCCUCCACCGCCUCCACUCCUUCCUUACUUACUACUCCCCUGCCGAGAUGGGAUUGGACCCCGAGUUUGCUUCCUGGCUGGUUACCCCGCUCUCCGCCGCCCUCCACGCAGCUCUCCCUGCUGCCGGUGCGCCUGACGUCUCUGCCCGCCUGUGGCUCCCCGCCGGCCUUCGUCAGCACCUCACUGAUACCACUAUCCGCUCGAUCCUCAGCCACCCUGAACUCCACAAGUGCCUCCCCGCCAACACCCUCACCCCUCCCCUCCAUUGGCAAACCGACCCCACCAACAAGGAGCUCCUCUGCACCACCCCCGCCCUCGCCCGUGGCCUUACUGGCGACGCCUACCGCGCCAUCCUCUCCCGCCCCUGUAUCUGUGCUCAGCACCCGGAGCUUUGCGACCCUCAGCUCGGCCACAUCCUCACUACUACCCCGUACGCCCUCUUCCCUGCCGAGCACCGCGACGCCCUCACGACCCUUUGGAACAAGGGCGCCAACUUCCGCCCCCACCGACCGCCACCCUGCCCCGAGGAGCUCCUCCAGCAGGUCCACGCCUGCGCCCUCACCUUCACACGCCACUACGAACGCCGUCAGCAAUUGGGACGCGGUGACCUCGCCGAAUGGGCUGGCCGCUUCACUGACAUGGUCCAACAUGCCAUGGUUGCCGGACGUGAGCGCCCCUUCCACUGGCCCAUUCUCACAGACCAGCAACUCCACGCUUUCCACAGCGCCCUCGGACCCCACUUCACCAUCACCGGCACUGACAAGAGCUCGGCUACCCUGCAGGCCUCCUGUACGCGCUUCUAUGUUGAACGCUGCACCAACGACCUCUACCAGCCCGGCCCCAUCCCCAACUUCCCUCCCGGACUCCUGGUGGUCCCUGCUACUUCCUCAUCACCCCCAGCUGCCCUCCCACUCCUCCCCGCUGCCGACCCCACUCUUCCACCAUCCCCUCCCCCACCCCCUCCCCCUCCUCCACCCCCUCCCCUUCCCCCUGACCACCGCCAUCCACCCACCCCACCGCCGCCAGCCCUCUCUCCCUACUACCGACCCUGCAGCCCAGUCUUCAUGCGCGACACCCUCCUCCAUCAUAACCACAAGUUGGCCAAAUGGCACCUCGCCUACACCACCGCUACCCGACACGAUGGGCUCAAUGUCUUCCACCCAGCUUACUAUGCCGCUACGAUCAAGAUGCACAAGCAACCCCCGGCCUUACGCUUCCUCGCCUGCUCACACGCUUGCCCCUCCACCGCCAUCAGCGACCUCGUCCACUGCAUCCUUAAAGCCGUCGAUCCCCUCUUCCGGCAGCUGUGGAGUACAACUAUGCGCCCAGCCCGCGAUUCCUUCGAACCUUGGCACUGCUUCUCGUCGGCAGCAGCCAUCCAGAUGGUCCAUCGGUACAACGCUCGCGGAUACCCUGCCGCGGGUGUCACACCCGCCCAGGCGUACGACUUCACCCGACUCUACACCAACAUCCCCCACAGCACCCUUAAGCAGACGAUCUCCCAGCUCGUCCGCACCGCUGUUACCGCCCACCUCGCCCCUGCCCAUCCACCUCCUUCACCGCUCCCAGCUGCUUAUAUCAUCGUCACCACCACUACCGAUGCCUCCAAGCCCGACGCCAAGCCGUGCCAUACUGUCGCCUUCUCCCGCGCCCAGCCCCCACCUCCCCCCUUCACACGCAACAGCACCUUUGGCAGCCACACCACCACCAUUAAGCGUGUCUUCACCCUGGCCGAUUUCGACCCCCUCUUCGCCACGCUGCUGGAUUCCACUUUCAUCCGGUUCGGGCCCGCACUGGUGCAGCAAAUCUGCGGCAUCCCCAUGGGUAUCUCCGCGGCACCAUUCAUCGCCAACCUCUUCUUAGCCUGGUUCGAGUUCCAGUUCAUGUCUCAGCGCGUUCGCACCAACCCGCCUCUCAGUAACGCCGCUCGCGACAUCCUGGCCCGCUUCCGUGACAUGCAGCGCUUCCUCGACGACCUCCUUUCCCUCAACAACCCGUACCUCGAGCACCUCCUCUACAACGACACAGUCUAAGAAGGCUUACGUGGGAUCUACCCGCCAGCGCUCACCGUGGAGGCCCAACGCCACGCCCACUUCCAGCGCGGAGAAAUGCCUUUCCUGGACGUCUUGCUCGUCCCGGCCAAUCGCGGCCAGAGUAGUUUCAUCGUCACCAGGCUUUACGACAAGCGCAAGCAACCCGCCUUCGACGGCGUCCGCCUAUCUCAGUUCGUUUCCCGGGACUCCAGUGUUAAUGAGCCCAGUAAGGCUAACAUCCUCGCUGGGCAGUUCCACCGGAUACGCCAUGUUGAGUCCAAAGCUGCCUCCUUCUGUGACAACAUGGCCCAUGCCCUCUGGCAGCUCAAGUGCGGAGGCUACUCCCGGAUUCGUCUCUUCCGGCACUACGCACGGCUCUUGCAUGCUCAACCCUUCUUGUACGCCGGGGAGCGCCGCCCCACACCUGCUCCCGGGCGCCGCCCUCAGCCGGGUAUCAACCUAUACCGCGAGACCCGUUCCCGCUUCCGUGCGCUGCAGCAAACAUCAACCACAUGACGGAGCUGUUCCCGGCCAAGGCUGCGGUUGUCCCCCGGGAUCGAUGGGUCGGGCAUUGGGGCGAGUUUGGUAGUGCGUCGGUUCAGGGACUGGGUUGGGUCGGGCACUGGGUUGCGUCGGGCAAUAGGGCGGGUCGGAGGCUGGUUUCGGUUGGGCUUUAGGUCGGGUUGGAUGUAGAACUUUGGGGUGCGGCGGGGGCUGGUUUCGGUUGGGCACUGGGUAUGGGUCGGGUCCCGGGUUAGUUGGGGCUGUGGUGCGCGUCUCGGACUGCGUCGGGCCGGGUUUUGAGGCCGUUUGGGCUUUGCGGCCGGUUGGGUAUUCUCCGUUGUGGCACUGGGUCGGGCUUGGGUUUUGUGUUGUUGGGUUGUUGUUGUUGCCUAGUUUUUGGUGUUCAUAGGUUGGCGUUGCGCAGGGAUGGGUUGGGGUUCUUCGCCUAGUAUGGGAAGGUAUCGGGCCUGCUUGUCUUCGCUGUGGUCGUCGUGUUGUGUCUGUCUCGUGGGCCUUGUGUGUCCGUGGGCUGGCGUUUCGCGCUUGGGCAGGGGCCUGUUUGUGUAAGACCCGCGGUUCCCCCUGUCUCCUUACUCACUGACCCACGGGUCCCCAUACACCACUACGCAUCGUGCACGUCCCUCCUUAGGACCGUAGGGUUGCUUGGACCGGCUCCCAUGUUUGCACCCCAUGGUGACGCCUUGUCUUACGGCUUUGUCAUAGGCUUCUUUGCACCUGUACAUUAGGGCCGGCACGAUCACACUGCAGUGACCGCCCGGAUGGCACUCAGUGUUGUGGGGAUCUGUUCACACAGACCGCACACUGUUUGUCUUAUGCACCAUUAGUAUGCUGCCCUCCCGACCCCUCCUUCUUACUUCCCAUUACUCUCUAACCAACCUGCCCUCCCAUUCUCUUUUUUCCUUAUUUCAUCAUUCGCCCCUCCCCACCUGCCGUACAGCAUUGCCUUAUAUACUAUUUCCAACCUGCAUACUCCCCUUCCCAUACGCCGCGCCGUUCGGUCCAUCUUUCCCAUCUAGGCUUAGGUUUAGGUCACAGGGAGUGUGUCGCUGUUCUUCUGCACUCGCAUUUCCAUGGACAUGAUAACCGCCUGGGCUGCCCCUUACCCUCCCUUUCCAUAUGUUCGCAUGUACUACUACGCUGCUGGUCUUCACUUCUCGCGCCGGCCUCGUUCUACGUCCUUCGGUCGGCGGUUAUUCAUCCAUUUCCAGGUGUGGUGCCUGCCAGACGACGACCUCUCACCCGUCCUCAUCGCACCGCCAACGCCGUCUCAGCAGCAGCAGCAGCAGCAAGACCUCCCUCUUGCUUCCCUAACUAGGUACUCCCUCUUGCUAGGUAUUCCUAGUUAGGGGGCGCUGGGCUUGUGCGUGCUGCUGUUUUUGCUCGUGCUGCCCUGCUCACUCCCCUCUGUUCCCUCCCUCUUCCCCUUCCUGCCCCUACCCCCACCUCUCAUCCAUCCCCUCCCCCACAAAGGUCGCUGAGCUGCUGCGGCGCAGUGGCGAGGAGCGGCGGACGUUCGCCCAGCAGUGGCGGCAGCGCAGCGCAGGGAGGCGG
Messenger RNA from Astrephomene gubernaculifera, 4450 nucleotides. NCBI's taxonomy places the organism in Eukaryota, Viridiplantae, Chlorophyta, Chlorophyceae, Chlamydomonadales, Astrephomenaceae. The record is from the annotation of a GenBank genome assembly.